GAGGUCUGUUACGACGGCGACGGCGAGUGCAGCGGUGGGGCAUUAAAGUCUCCGACGUCGAACCGUCCUCGCGCGCUCGCUCGUUCUCGUCUCCGGUGCAUUCUCCGGUUUCCUCGAUCGCGUGUAACGCCGUAGUUUCUAGUGCGUUUUACCCGUUAUUAUUCACGUCGCGCAGUCAAUAUUAUUUACCAAAACGGAAGUAAUAAUUGUAUUCCGAGAUAUAUGUACGUAUCUUUAGCUUGUACGUACGCACCUGGUGCUCGCGUCUAGUGCGGUUUUUCGCGGUGACUUUCGACUGCUCAAGAUUCGACAUCAUCAUGUUCGACGACACUGCGGCAAUUGUGCUCUCGGCCACCGCUGUUACAGUCCGUCGCCCGUAACGCGGUGGCAAGCGAACGCUCCGGGUCCUCGGGGGGUCGUCGCCGCUCGGCAUAACCGCGACGGGCACGGGUCGGCCACGGGGGCAUGCCUCCGGUCUCGUAGGGCUCCACCGGCCCAUUAUGCGCACAGUCCGGACGGAUGUUAUCAUCAAGGCGUUGUUUUGGAACGUUUUGUUGGCCGUCAAUUUCAGGACAUUGGCAAGUGCGUUUGGCGCUCAAGUGAUUUGCAACAGGAUGGUCGGACUGACGGCGGAUCAACGGAGGAUUUGCGCAGCUGCGCCCGACGCGAUGGGCGCCGUCGGCCACGGCAUACGCAUAGCCAAACAUGAAUGCCAACAGCAGUUUAGCACCCAUCGGUGGAACUGUACGGGGCCGACGAAGGGUAAUGCACUCGGACACUUACAGAUCACCGCGAGCAGAGAAGCGGCGUACUUUUACGCGGUGAUCAGCGCGGGCGUGACGUACGCACUGAUGGAGGCGUGCAGCCGGGGAAACAUAUCAAUCUGCGGCUGCGAUGCGCAUUACCCGAGCCCCGUGGACGCGGGACCGGCGGCCACGGCGUGGAAGUGGGGCGGGUGCAGCGUGGACCUGCGCUUCGGCAUGGGCUUCGGCCGCAAGUUCCUGGACGCGCAGGAAUCGAACGUCAACGACUCCCGAAGCCUGAUGAACCUGCACAACAACAAGGCCGGCAGGAAGAUUGUCAAGAUGCUGUUGAACACCGACUGCAAGUGUCACGGGGUGUCGGGCAGCUGCACGAUGAAAACGUGCUGGCACAGUUUGCCGCACUUCCGGGAGGUCGGCAAAGCGCUGAUGCGGAAGUAUAAGGACGCGCGCAGCGUGUCCGCAACCGCGGUGGUGGCUGGAGGUAACCAGAGGAGUUCGGGGAAACGGUCAUCCAGGCGACUCAGGUUGAAACUCAGAUCGACCCGGUCGCCGGCGGCAGCCGAUCCGACCGAAGAGGAGCCCAGGAUCACUGAACUCGUUUACCUGGAACAGUCACCCAACUACUGCGACCGGGACUUCGGUACUGGGUCCUUGGGCACGUACGGUCGAUCCUGCAACCGGACUUCAGAAGGCACGGACGGCUGCGACCUUUUGUGCUGCGGACGAGGGUACAACACGCACCAGUUCACCAGGACCAAACAGUGCCGGUGCACGUUUUACUGGUGCUGUUACGUCAAGUGCGACACGUGUGUGGAACGAACCGAGGAGUACAGUUGCAAAUGACUGGACCAGGUGCAGCCGAUGCGACAUCCCUAAUAAUAAUAAUCGCCGAGCGAUCGCAAUGUUUAACUAAUACAAUACCAUUGCCAUCGUCUUUUUUUUCAUUUUAACAACAUUAUAAUUAUUAUUAUUUAAUCAUCAUCGUCGUUGUCGUAGCGCAAUACAUCCGCGGAUUCGUAUAACAACUGGACGGGUCGGUUACAUCGUAAUGAUCGCAGGACGUAUUUUCGAUACGAUCAUUGUUAUUCACGUCCCGUCGGUGAAACGUUUACAAAACGUUUUUCAUCAUUUUUAGCACCGCGUCCUAAUGCCGGAAUCGAUGACCGUACACCGUCGUCGGUAAACCCGCGGAGUCGUGUUGUACACCAAUGCCGUGCUCGUGUCACCGUUAAGGGCCCCACACACGGUCAGUUUAUCUGUGAAAUUCAUCUGUGCAAAUAAUUGAAUAUAAAUUGUACAGUUAUCUGAACUGAAGGUGUGUAGGCUACUCGAAGUUUUUUCCUAGGUUAUAUUCACAGUUCUCUCAGUUUUCCAGUACAGUAUAGUACGGAAAUCGUUCGGUUACCACAGUGUACAGUUCGUGUUUUUAAUGAUGGGUGACCGAAAAAUAAAUGCAGAUUUGUGUUGUUUGGUAGCUGCUUUUUUUUAUGCGAUACGUGUGACACUCACUACUGGAAAGACGAGACAAGAAUGUAUGAGCUGUGCGGUUACCUAUGCUAACUGCACGGUUCAUCGGUACAAAGUAGAACUUAUUGCACAGAUAAAAAAAUUGAGUAAAAACCUAAUGGAACUGUUACCUCAGUUAAUUGCACAGACAUGACGUCACACGUGAUAAAAUGCACAGUUGAACUUAUAGUGUGCGGGGGCCCGCACCGUAAUUAAGGAUUUUUAUGUACAUACAUACGGUAGACGACUGUCCGGUUCUUAUACGAAACCCGAGUGCACGCUUACUUGUUACGUUCGUGCAAUGCGCCCUGCGUUCGGGUGUACGGAUUUCACACGAAAUUAACAUAUGUAAUCGUGUGGUAUAUCUAUGUUUAUAUUUAUGUAUAUUUUGUACGAAUAAAACAGUUCGUCUGCACCACGUGUAA
This is a messenger RNA of Sipha flava (yellow sugarcane aphid), 2695 nucleotides long. It is a transcript of the gene Wnt2, whose product is annotated as protein Wnt-2. Gene Ontology annotation, molecular function: frizzled binding; cytokine activity. Bases 501 to 1607 code for a protein of 368 amino acids. The transcript is spliced from 5 exons. The record is from RefSeq and is a predicted model, not a curated record. Gene Ontology annotation, biological process: canonical Wnt signaling pathway; multicellular organism development; neuron differentiation. Gene Ontology annotation, cellular component: extracellular region. Lineage: Eukaryota; Metazoa; Arthropoda; Insecta; Hemiptera; Aphididae.